Molecule: messenger RNA, 1412 nt
Organism: Glossina fuscipes
Lineage: Eukaryota; Metazoa; Arthropoda; Insecta; Diptera; Glossinidae
Product: peptidoglycan-recognition protein SB1-like
Exons: 3
Coding region: 238-807 (189 amino acids)
Biological process (GO): innate immune response; peptidoglycan catabolic process
Molecular function (GO): zinc ion binding; N-acetylmuramoyl-L-alanine amidase activity; peptidoglycan binding
Source: RefSeq, a predicted model, not a curated record
AAUGUAUGCGCGUUUUAAUGUUACGAAAUUUCGAUAUUAAUUACAUUUUUCAUAAGAAAUAGUACAUAUAAUAUGUGUGUUUAAUUAAUUGAAGUAAUAUAAAACGUAUGUGCCAACAUAAUAUCGCUUGCAUUUCUCUCGUAGCUGGCGAUCAUAGUCAAUAGUAAUUGCAAAAAUCAAUGCGUAUUCAGAUAUUUUUAACUCCGUUUCAAAGCAAACGCAAAUUUUGUUGCAAUAAUGUUCAAUUUAUUUAAUAUUUUAUUAAUAGCUAGUUUUUUCUUGUACUUUUGUUUAACGCUCAAGAUUACGAAACGUGAGGAUUGGUACGCCGAGUCACCAAAAAGUAAACCAAAAUCAAUUAUCAGUCCUGCAGAAUUUGUAAUUAUACAUCACACCGAAUAUCCCUUAAGCUGUCAUUUUGAAACGAAUUGCUUAAGAAUAAUCAAAAGCCUACAAAAGCAUCACAUGUACAAAGAGGGCUAUGAUGAUAUUGGUUAUAAUUUUCUUAUUGGCUUCGACGGUCAUAUCUAUGAGGGACGCGGUUGGGGCGUGCAAGCACAGCAUCCUUCUGCUUAUAAGUUCAACAGCAUUGGCAUUGCAUGUCUAGGAAAUUUCGAUGAUGAUAAACCCGAUACCGUCAUGCUACAAAAUAUUGAGAAUCUAAUUGAUGAAGCUAUAGUCGAGGGUUAUCUUCAAUCCGAUUACAUCCUACUUGGCCAUCGUCAAAUUAAAACCACAUCCUGUCCAGGUGAAAAUUUAUACAACGUAGUUAAAACCUGGUCCAAUUGGUUUGAUAUUAGGCCAUAGCAUAAUUAUAUGAAUUACGCGCUCAAAUAGUCCCAAAAAUGUUGUCCAAUAAUAAUAAAAAAUGAAAUUAUUUUUAUUUGUGUCCACAUGCACACCAAAAACACCAAAUGCUUGUUGAAUUACACAAAGCUUAUAUCCAUAUACCUAUAAUUGAUCUUCAUAAAGCUUCGAUGAGAAAAGUGAGGCAGAAAACAUAGCACAUCUAGAUACAUAUAGAAAAGGAAAAGUAAUUAUAAUUGUAGGUUCGCUGUUUUAUUACAUAAAGUAACAUUCUUCCAGUGUGAGAAAGGGGGUUGAAGCACUGCGAAGUGCGUUUUUCUCACCAUUUUGUUGGAUUAACGUAAUAAUGUACAAAGCAAAUUCUAGGGCAUCACCGAUGAGCAUUGCUAUGAGUUUGGACACAUUUGAUAAGUCUAUCUGUUAUGGUCUCCGUAUCAGCUUGCACAAACAAACAAAGAUAUAUAAUUACCAGUAUUACUUAACACUUCACGUUUCAAACAGCUAUAUAUCGGUGUAUUGUAAACUUAGUAUUCCUUCGGCAGACAAUUCACAAUUAAAUAGAAAAUCACAGAAUUUAAUACUUUUUCAACAUACCAUCCUUCGCA